CUUCCCUGAAGCUCAUCCAAAUCCAAGCAAGGAGACAUUUGGCUCACGCACUCACUGAUCUGUCCAUCGGUCACUUCCAGUGAAAGUUGCAAGUGACAGCGCAACCAAACCACCAAGAGAAGAUUGUAGAAGAUGGACAAGCUCUGGACAAUCCUCACUCACCUUCACUCCCUUGCAGGGCCAACUGUCAUGCUCCUGUACCCCUUGUAUGCGUCGGUGCAGGCGAUGGAGAGCCCGUCGAAGCUGGACGACGAGCAGUGGCUCGCCUACUGGAUCCUCUACUCCUUCAUCACCCUCGUGGAGAUGGUCCUCGAGUCCCUCAUCUACUGGAUUCCGAUUUGGUACGAGCUGAAGCUGCUGUUCAUCGCGUGGCUGGUGCUCCCUAACUUCAGGGGCGCUGCGUUCAUCUACGACAAGUUCGUGAGGGAGCAGCUCCGGAAGCACGGCCUCACCGCCGGCGGCUCCGGCAGCGUCGGCAGCAGCAAGAAGGAUGACAAGUCGUCCUCGCCUUCGUCCAAGGACAAGGAGAAGCCCAAGAGCAAGCUCCUCUCCUUCGUCACCCCCAAGAAGGAUCACGAAGCUUACUGAACAUGGAUGCAGCUUUGUCCCGGUCCCGGCAAAUUGUAGUGUUCUAGUGUUUAGUUGUGUCUGUUCAUGUCGUUCACUUCACACAGAGCAGCUUCAUGUAUGAUCCUUCUGUAUGUGUGAACAUACGUGGAAUGGAGAUAAGAACUUCCCUGUGGA
Phragmites australis (common reed) is the source of this 744-nucleotide messenger RNA. RefSeq names its product HVA22-like protein e. The coding region runs from base 133 to 588 and encodes 151 amino acids. The transcript is spliced from 5 exons. NCBI's taxonomy places the organism in Eukaryota, Viridiplantae, Streptophyta, Magnoliopsida, Poales, Poaceae. The record is from RefSeq and is a predicted model, not a curated record.